Drosophila kikkawai is the source of this 2078-nucleotide messenger RNA. RefSeq names its product kinesin heavy chain. The record is from RefSeq and is a predicted model, not a curated record. Lineage: Eukaryota; Metazoa; Arthropoda; Insecta; Diptera; Drosophilidae.
CUCGAACCGAAAACACCAGACACGAAAUCUGUUCUUUUUAUUUUUACCCAAUUAUUGUUUUUAUUAUGCAGAAGAUGCACCAUUCCGGCCAUGUGAGGGUUUAUCUGUUCCGCAAGCUCUCCGCCCCGCCCACCGACCUGCAGCGGGAGGUGGGCGAGGUGGCGGUUGCCGAGGUGUUGGACCAGGUUCUUGGCGGACACUCGAGCAUGGUGUUUUGCUGCGGUCCCGGUAAUACUGGCGGUGAUCCGGAGGACAUUGUCACCCGCAUUUGCGGGGAACUGUUCUCCGGCAUCCACGCGCCGGAUCAACCAGAAAUAUCGGUGCGACAUGUGAAGCUGAGCGGCGAUCCGAAUGACCUAACAAGGAACGUGACCAGCACUGCUUAUCGGACGCCGCUGGAUCACAUUGUGGCCACUCCUCGGGAGCUACUGGACUAUUUCCAGACAGUCAAGGGGAAAAUGGGCCUGGAUGGCGAGUGCCGCUUCCUUAUGUUCAACGUUCUUGUGGACCAGAAGUCCAGUGCCGACUGCGGCCAACUGCAGCUGGUCCACCUCAAGGAGGUGGGCGAAGAUUUCCAGUCCACUUACACUGAGUCCGAGUCUGGGUCCCAGUCCGAGUCCCAGUCCGAUUCCGAGACCCAGACUGGAACCGAGACCGAAACUCCCCUGGAAACGCUUGGGAAACUUCUGCAGGCCCUGGCCCACAACACCAAGACUCAUCUUAGGUACCACAACGUGCGGCUGACCGGGCUCCUGAAGGAACUGCUGGGCAACUGCGGGAGAACUGUUCUGAUAAAUUUCACGAAUGAGCCGAGAAGUUGCAAGCGCGUCGUGACCAAGUCGUUGCGGAUUAACCGAGACGAGCUGACCGCUACGGUUUGGCAGGCAAUGUACAGGCACGAGCGCCAGAAAUACUGUUGCCUGAGGGAGAAGGUCCUCAGCCUGGGAGGCGAAAGGCCAAAGGAAAUGGAGGCGUUCCUGGAGGACUUAGAGGGAGGCCGGUCUCCGGAGGAGAGAUGCGGGAAAUCGGAACAGGAGCAGGGUCUAAUGCAGCAGAAGAUGCUUGAGAUUCGCACCGAGGCGGAGCUCACCAUUGCUCAGCUGGCGGACCUAAAGUCUGACAUGGAACGCUUGGUGGAGCAGAACUACCGCCAGGAGCAGCAGCUCGAGCAGAAGAACCGCCAGUUGACCAGACUGAGUACACUGCUUACGAGCGCUCGCGAGGAUCUCAGAGCGCAAAGGACGCAAUUUAAGGGCAAGCUGGCCGAGGACCUGGGUAAACUCAGCCGCCUGUGUCGCCUCCAGAGCAAAAUUCAAAUGAAGGUUCACCGCCGCCAUGUGUCUGAGGUAUUCGACUUAAUCCUACAGGGAAAUCAGCAGGGAGAAGCCACCCGGACUAGCGCAGAGGACGAAGAGACAGAUGAUGAGCCACCUGAGAAGCCUAGGACAAGCACCACCGUCUAGCACUAGGCUCCCAGCUCAGCACCCACGAAGACCCCUUUUAAAGGUCAGCCGGUCGUCUUCGGCCAUCCGGGCCAGUCACGAAGCAUUCGGAGCAAUCACACAUUCCCCAGCUCAUCUGGCUAUGCCCCUUUGCCAUUUAGCUGGGGCUUUGACACGGCGAUACAAACGGGGACUGCCAGCCAGUUUGCCAUCCAGUUUGUUUCCCUUACCAAUCGUUUUUGCUAUGAACGCUUCGGGAGGUCUAAAACAGAGAUGUGCCAUGUAACUCAGAUGGAACGGGAUGGUACAGAGAUAGAUGCUAUUCAUUCUAAAUUUCGAAGAUGCCGACAAAGUUUUCAUAUGAGAGUGAUUUUUGUUUUCAAACAGGUCGUAAUGGAACUGGAACUUAGACGCUCAAGAGAAGUUCAAGGUCAUUUUAUAGAAAUAUGUUUCAUGUCUUAUGGGAAGAAGAACCUGAUUCUUUCGAUAUAUUGUAUGACUUAUUUUAAGCCUCGCAAAGAACUGUUCUAGUGCUAUUCGCCUGUCCAAAUUGAAUGUUUAGCAAAUUGUACGAUAAUUGUCUAAAUUCCCAUCUACAAACUUCUGAGGCUCUGAAUGAAUAAAUUAUGGUAAAAA